Messenger RNA from Akanthomyces muscarius, 1182 nucleotides. RefSeq lists its product as uncharacterized. The transcript is spliced from 2 exons. Gene Ontology annotation, molecular function: tRNA binding; sulfurtransferase activity. The record is from RefSeq and is a predicted model, not a curated record. Gene Ontology annotation, biological process: tRNA wobble position uridine thiolation. The coding region runs from base 1 to 1182 and encodes 393 amino acids. Gene Ontology annotation, cellular component: cytosol. Lineage: Eukaryota; Fungi; Ascomycota; Sordariomycetes; Hypocreales; Cordycipitaceae.
AUGGCUCAUGCUCAGACGAGUCAGCCCUGCAAGCGGUGCAAGGUUGAAAAUGCGCCGUACAAGCUGCGAAAUCUCGCCACCUGCCGCGAUUGCUACGUAGAGCAUGUCGUUGGCAAGUUCCGCAAGAAUAUAGGCACCAUGCACAAGGAAAUUCGCAUAUCCGCCGAACUUGCGCCCCGGCGGUACCUCGCCGGCCUCUCGUUUGGCGUCUCCUCAACCUGCCUAACGCAGAUGCUUGACGACAGCGCCCGCCACCACGCCACCAAGCAGUCGUCGAGCGCUUUUGAGCCUCUCAUCGUCCACAUUGACACGGACCUGGUCGUCGCGCCCGAGGAUCACGACACGGCAGCGCAGCGCUUGCUGGCGAAGUACCGGCAAAAGUACCCCCAUAUCUCGUUUGACUGCGUGCAUCUGAGCAAGGCCAUGGCGCUCAGGACGGUAGACUGGGCAACGCUGCUGCCUGGCCAGGCGCCCGAAAGCAGCGAAGACGGCAAGUGUGAUAUGGAGAAGCUGCGCCGCCUCUUUGACGCCCUACCCUCGGUCACAUCCCGUGCAGAUAUUUUGCGGCAGCUUGUCCGCCACGUCCUGAUAGACACGGCUCGCACGCGGGACUACUCGGCGGUGCUCCUGGGACACAGCACAUCGGCCCUCGCGGCGCUGACUCUCGCCGAGGUAGCCAACGGGCGCGGCUUCUCUGUCCCGGGGCAGGUCGGCGACGGUCUGCAGACUAUAUGCGAAUAUGACAACACCGGGAAUGAGACUGCACGCGUUAGCUUUCCGGUAUACUAUCCGCUACGCGAGGUCCUCAAGAACGAACUCGUCGGGUACAUGGAUCUGAUCCCGGUGUUGGCAGAGAUGAAGCAACUUGGCGAGGUGGACCGCGCAGCGCGGAGCAGCAGUUCAGUUGUCUCACACAGGGAUGUGAGCAUCGAGGAGGUGAUGCAGCGUUACUUUGAAGGUGUCGAAGGCCCUUACUCGGGCAUCGUGGCCAACGUGGUCCGCACCACGGGCAAGCUAGAUCGCGUGGCAGGCAGUGCCUUUUGCCGGCUCUGUGGCAUGACGCUCGACGAGUCCGGCGACGAUCGCUGGGCGGGCGACCUGGGCCAAGAUUCUGGCGACUCGGCGGCCGGAAACCACAAGGCCAAGCUUUGUUAUGGCUGUAGACGGUCCGUCAAUGGUUGA